AUGGCGUCUACGGUUAGCUCUGGUAAGUCUUUACGCAUCGGCGUCGACGUUGGCGGCACAAAUACCGAUGGUGUCGUACUCGAUCCCUCGCGAGUUUUAGAACCGGACAAAGGUAUUAUUGCCUGGCACAAGGCCCCGACCACGACAAAUCCAAGUCUUGGCAUCAACGAUGCUAUUACUACUAUGUUCAGCGCAGCGGGAAUCACCCCAGACCAAGUUGCUAGUGUUACUAUUGGAACUACCCACUUUGUCAACGCCGUCAUUGAGAGAGAUGCUGCGCGAUUAUCUAAAGUUGCUGUACUCCGACUUUGCGGCCCCUUUUCUAAGCAUGCGCCUCCCUGUGUGGACUGGCCCGAUGACAUGCGUGAGCUUAUUCUCGACUAUUAUGCGCUUCUAAAGGGAGGCUUAGAAGUCGAUGGGUAUAUCAUUUCCGAUAUCGACGAGAAUGAGAUUAAAGAGCAAUGCGCUAUCAUUCGAGAGAAGGGGGUUAAAAGUAUAGUCGUGAAUGGAGUGUUCAGUCCCAUCGAUACUAUCGAACAGCAAGAGGAGCGCGCUGCUGCUAUUAUUCGUUCCGAGCUUCCUGGAUGCGAUGUCGUCUGCUCUAAAGAAGUCGCCAAUCUAGGAUUCCUCGAGCGAGAGAAUGCUGCGAUCUUGAACGCGUCGAUUCUUGCAUUCGCUCGCAAAACGAUUCGUUCUUUCCAGGAGCCGAUUAAGCGCCUGGGCUUGGAUUGUCCCGUCUUCAUUACACAAAAUGACGGUACAAUUUUGUCUGGUGAUAUGGCGGCGAAGCUACCCAUCCGAACUUUCUCUAGUGGUCCGACGAACAGCAUGCGUGGUGCUGCGUUCCUAGUACAGAACGAACUGGACGAGGCAAUGAUGGUAGUUGACAUAGGUGGCACAACUACCGACGUUGGUCUCUUGCUCGCAAAUGGCUUUCCACGGCAACAAGCUGCGCAUAGCGACUUAGCAGGAGUUCGAAUGAACUUUUCAUGUCCAGAUGUCAAGAGUAUUGGCCUAGGCGGUGGCUCAAUCGUCCGAAAUGACGAAACGUUAACUGUAGGCCCAGAUAGCGUUGGUUACAAGAUCACCGAAGAAGCUCGGGUCUUUGGUGGUAAAGUCCUCACCGCUACCGACUGCACGGUACUUGCGAAUGAUACAGUCGAUAUUGGGAAUAGGGAGUUAGUAAAAGGCACAUUAGACGAUGAAGGGGUAGCAAAAUUCAAGGCCGUCGUUAAGCACAAGAUCGAGAAGAUCAUCGAUACCAUGAAAACCUCACCGGAAGACCUUCCCGUACUUCUCGUAGGAGGUGGAGCAGUGAUCGCUCCAGAUGAACUAAGAGGAGCCAGUAAAGUGCUCAAGCCGAAGUGGUCGGGCGUUGCAAAUGCCAUUGGAGCCGCGAUUGCAAGAGUCAGUGCUGUUAUUGAUACAGUGAAAUCUACUGAGUCUAAGUCUAUAAAACACAUAUUGGAUGAGAUCUCUCAAGAUGCUAUUGAGAAGGCUGUAGCAAACGGUGCAUCAAGGUCAACAGCCAAAGUGGUAGAAAUAGAUACUCUACCUCUACCGUAUAUAGCCAACAAGACAAGGUUUACCGUACGGGCUGCGGGAGAUCUUGAUUACUCGCGCACGGAUUUCUCAACCCUCAAUUUUGAAGAGACGUCUGCAGAUACAGAAGUUCAAAUGGAUGAGUACGAAAAGGCUGCUAAGGACUCAAAUAAGAAGACGAAGUCAGAGCCCAAGGAAGAUUUAGACAUUGAUAGCUAUAAGCCUAACGUCAAAAAUCGGGUCUGGUAUAUCAACGAGACAGAUCUUAGUUGGAUUUCCAUCGGCUGCUAUAUCCUCGGCACAGGUGGGGGCGGUAGCCCCUAUUCAUCUAUGAUCCGCCUCAGACAAAUGCUCCGUAGGGGUGACGUGGUCCGUGUUAUAAGUCCAGACGACUUAUCGGAUGACGCAGCAAUAGCGACUGGUGGUCAUGCUGGCUCACCUACAGUCGGGAUUGAAAAGUUGAGCGGAGACGAGAUGACCGAGGCACAGGAGGAACUGUACAAGAUCUGUGGUGAUAACCCGACACAUAUCAUUUCGGUAGAGAUCGGUGGUGGGAACGGUCUACAGAGCAUGAUUAUUGGCGCAAGUACUAACAUGGACUUGCCGGCUGUGGAUGGAGAUUGGAUGGGGAGGGCAUAUCCCACUAAGUGGCAGACCACUCCCGUCGUUUUUAACGAACGCUCUCCUAUUUGGUCACCUGUCGCAAUGGCAGACGGUAAUGGGAACGUGGUGGUCAUGCCGAAAUCAACUUCAGACCUACAGGUCGAACGCAUCCUUCGCGCAGCGUUAAGCCAGAUGGGUUCAGGCGUAGGGUUCGCCGACCCACCUGUGACCGGCGCCGAGUGUAAACGAUGGGCCGUCGAGCAUACCAUCUCACAAUCAUGGCGGAUCGGACGGGCGGUUGCCAAGGCGCGCAAAUCAAACCGCGUGGACAAUGUUGCGGAGACCAUCUUAGCGGAAUGCGGCGGUCCCGAGGCGGGCAAGGUGCUCUGGAAGGGUAAGAUAGUCGGCGUAGAACGCACGCUUCGAAUGGGCCAUAUUUACGGAGAGUGUAUCAUCGAAGGCGCGGACGUGGUCGACGACGAUACGGGCGUCAAAGCACAUCCCACCCCUAGUCAACCGCAGUUCCAGGGCCGGAUCAAGAUUCCGUUCAAGAACGAGAAUAUCGCCGCUAUCAAGAUCGUGCAAUCGGUCGUAGAGGGGGAAUCCGUCGAGACGGAGGGCGAGGUGCUGGGCCUUGUGCCCGACCUGAUCACAGUGAUCGACGCGCAGAACGGCGAGGCUAUCGGCACGCCCGAGUACCGGUACGGACUUCUAGUUAUCGUCCUCGGUAUUACAGCCAGCGAGCGCUGGACUUCAGAGAGGGGUAUCGAGAUAGGUGGUCCGAAGAGCUUUGGUAUGGACCAUCUAACGUAUAAGCCUCUGGGCAAGUUUGUUAAGCCCAGAAGCGUGAUUGAUGAGUUUGACGUUACUGGGUAG
Molecule: messenger RNA, 3021 nt
Organism: Daldinia childiae
Lineage: Eukaryota; Fungi; Ascomycota; Sordariomycetes; Xylariales; Hypoxylaceae
Product: Hydantoin utilization protein A
Exons: 3
Coding region: 1-3021 (1006 amino acids)
Biological process (GO): glutathione metabolic process
Cellular component (GO): cytosol
Molecular function (GO): 5-oxoprolinase (ATP-hydrolyzing) activity
Source: RefSeq, a predicted model, not a curated record